Messenger RNA from Condylura cristata (star-nosed mole), 1148 nucleotides. It is a transcript of the gene TAX1BP3, whose product is annotated as Tax1 (human T-cell leukemia virus type I) binding protein 3. The record is from RefSeq and is a predicted model, not a curated record. Gene Ontology annotation, molecular function: protein binding. Gene Ontology annotation, cellular component: postsynaptic density; adherens junction; postsynaptic membrane. The coding region runs from base 68 to 442 and encodes 124 amino acids. Gene Ontology annotation, biological process: neurotransmitter receptor transport postsynaptic membrane to endosome; neurotransmitter receptor transport, endosome to postsynaptic membrane. Lineage: Eukaryota; Metazoa; Chordata; Mammalia; Eulipotyphla; Talpidae. The transcript has 4 exons.
GCGCGGCCGGGGGGGAUUUUCGCUGCGGGCUUCACCGAGCGGUACUUGGUUACCAGAUUGGGGCGAGAUGUCCUACAUCCCGGGCCAGCCGGUCACCGCCGUGGUGCAAAGAGUUGAAAUUCACAAGCUGCGGCAAGGUGAGAACUUAAUUCUUGGCUUCAGCAUUGGAGGUGGGAUUGACCAAGAUCCUUCCCAGAAUCCUUUCUCUGAAGACAAGACAGACAAGGGCAUUUACGUGACACGGGUAUCGGAAGGAGGCCCUGCUGAAAUUGCUGGGCUGCAGAUUGGAGACAAGAUCAUGCAGGUGAAUGGCUGGGACAUGACCAUGGUUACGCAUGACCAGGCCCGGAAACGGCUCACCAAGCGCUCGGAGGAGGUGGUGCGCCUGCUGGUGACUCGGCAGUCGCUGCAGAAGGCCGUGCAGCAGUCCAUGCUGUCCUAGAAGCCCCGGCGGUCCCCGGCUCGUUCUGCCGCCUUUGUACAGUGACACACUCCCAUGCUGUCUGUUCCUCAUCCUGACUUCUGCUGAGUGCUGGUCCCAGCUCUGAAGGGCAAGAGCUGGUCCCUGGGCCCGACCCAGCCUCUCCUCCCCUCUCCUACGACUGGCCCUAGGCUCUGGGACCAGCUCUCUCCCUUGGAUACUAAGGACUGGAAACAACAGACCUAGAGCUUAGCUGUACUGCCUGUAGUGACCACAGGCUCGACCCUCAGACCGGGUGACCUGGCCACAGCAGCGCCCGGGCCGUCAGGAGGCCCUACUUCCCGAGAGCUGGAAAGCUGGAAAAUAGCUGGGGAGGCCAUCUGGUCUCACAGUACCCAGGGCCUAGGCUACUCGCUGCCCAGAGGGGACUCAACACAACACACUGCCAGAAGCACUACAAAGGCCUACCUGGAUCAAAGCCAGGCGGGCUCACAGUCUAUCCCACUGAACCCCCAUAACCCCCAGGGGUGCUGGUCCUCCAGGGUUCACCUGCAUCCAGGAUUUAGAUGAAGUUGGAUGCUGACAUUUGCCUUUAGACCUGUGGGUUUAACUUUUGUAUUUUUGUAAUCACAGCUUUGAUACAAAGUGUUUUUAUCUUACUACUUGCUAAUUCUACUUUGUAAUUUAGUUUCCUAAUUCACAAGCAAGUAAAAAUGCCUUACUUCCA